Molecule: messenger RNA, 930 nt
Organism: Rotaria socialis
Lineage: Eukaryota; Metazoa; Rotifera; Eurotatoria; Philodinida; Philodinidae
Source: the annotation of a GenBank genome assembly
AUGUCUUCCACAACAGCUACUAAUGCUUAUAUAAAACCGGACUAUUUACAACCACUUAAUAGCACAUCUUUUUCUUCUUCAUCCACUUCCUAUGAUUCAAGUCAAAGCCCAUUGGCUCUACUUGCUCAAACAUGUUCAAGCAUUGGUAAAGAUUCUCCAUCACCACCGUCGUCAUCAUCAUCAUCUUCAUAUUUGUCUUUGAAUACAUCAUUGCUACCUAAUACAGCUCCGCCUAUUAUCACAUCUCUCGUAAAUAAAUCUUCAUCCACUCUUUCAUCAGCAGUUAAUACUGAUAAAUUGUUGUUAUCAUCUAAACGCUCAUCACCAUCACAGCCAAAUAGUACACUUGCUAAUAAAAAGUCAACUCCUCCAGUGAAACCCAGUACCAUUGUACCAUCAUCGUCUUUCGUCGAAUCAAAUCCAUUAUCAGCUCAUUUACCACCACUAUUUGAUCCAACAACAACUACUGCUGCACUUCUACUUCGUUCGUCUCUAGCUUAUCUAGCUGCUCAGCAACAACAGCAGCAACAGCAGCAAGAACAACAACAACAACAACAACAACAACAACAACAACAUCAUUCAUUUUCAACACCAUGCACACUUCCUGGUUGUUUACAAUGUGAAACAGUUCGACAUAUUCUUGCUGCUUCAGUUCAUACUCAACCAUAUUUGUGCCAUUGGUUUUCAUGUAAUGCUAGAUUUUCAUCAGCUGAUGAACUCAUUGAACAUUUACGACAUAGUCAUACAUCAACAGGAAAAGCAACUUCAAUGUAUCAACAUCAUAAUCAUCAUCGUUUUCAUCCUUAUUUAAAGCCUCCAUUGAUGCUAAACAACAAUGAUCAGUUACCAUUCUUUUAUCCUCACUUGUCUUUGUCACCGAUGACAGGAACAACACGACGUACAAACAAUAAUACAAACAACAAUAAUUAA